ACGCAAUAUACAAUUCGUAAUAUUUUGCUUUUUAUAAAACUCCUUUUUUCGAUAACAAUUGUGACUAAGUCCCUAUACCAAAAAAUUAUGUUUAAGAAGUGUCAGCAUAUUGUAAUACACAGCAUAUUAUUGUUUUAAAAGAUAAAUUAUAUUUUGACUCCGCGUUUAUGAUUUAUAAAGGAAAAAAAUACAAAAUGAGCGAAUUUCCGUACAAUAAGUGUAUAUAUAUAAUUGAUAUUGAUAAUGAUAUUGGCCUUACUAUAUAAAAAUAAGGUACAUAAAUAAGGGUAGUUUUAGCUUAAUUAACCUUUAAUGGAGAUAUAGUUACUUUGUCAAAUAAGCUGAAACUACGCUAAAAAAAAUUUUAUAUGUCUGAUAUUUUCGAUUUUGGAAUUGGAAAAAAAAUAAUUUGCUUUGGGACUUCUGAUACUUGGAAAUUUUACGAUUUGCUUACAUAUAGGGAAGUAAAGAUGUCUACAGAUAGUUCGCCGAUUAAAUUCGGAGAAUAUUAUGAUAUUUUGUCUUAUUAAUCGGUCAUUAUUUUUGGAAAUAUCGUGUAUGAUAUAUCUUAUGAUAAAAUUUUAAAUAGAGUCCGUGUAAUCUAAAGAAAGGAUUAAAAAAAUAAAUAUUACACACUUCCUAUAAUAGACCAUAGGUACAGAUAUUUUUUUUCAAAAGGAAAAACUUUAAUUGCGGAUGAUGAAAAUCAUGAUGAUAAAAAUGUCUACUUAUAUUCAAUUGAAAAUAUAAUUUGUAGAGAUACUGAGCAUAUAACUAGUAAUCUAAAAUGUGUUUAAUGCAAAAAUAAUGAAUAUUUUAAAGAUGAUAUAUGUUUAGGUUGCCCACAAGGAACUUUUUUUGAAAUAAUAUAUUUAUUAUAAAAUAUUUGACGAUGUAACCUUGUAAUAUUAAUUGUAAACUUGUCAAAUGAUAAUCCAGAUAUAUGUGCUUCUUGUAAUUCACCUAAAGUUUUACAAAUAAAAAACUAAACAUGUGUAGAUGCUUGUGAUAGUAAUUAAUAUUUAGAUAAUACUCAAGUUGAUAUACCUAAAUGUAGGGAUUGCAUUAAUUUAUGUCUUAAAUGUGUAGACGCAAAUUCUUGUUAACUUUGUGUAAAUGGCAAUUUUUUUAAUACAAAUACUUUGAAAUGUGAACCAUGUGAUGCUUAGUGUACUACAUGUGAAAACGGUACUGAUAAUACUAAAUGCCUGUCCUGCUCACCUCCUUUAUAUUACCAAUAACUGGAAAAAAAAUGCGUUAGGAAUUGCAAUUAAGGCUAAUAUGCGAACUCUUAAAGUGGUUUAUGUGAAUUAUGUGAUCCGAAUUGCUAAACUUGCAAAGAUUCAAAGACUUCUUGUCUUACUUGUAAUAAUAAUUAAUAUUUAUAAACUAACUAAACUUGCAAAGAUAUCUGUUUACCCAAAUAAUAUCCGGAUAAUGCGAGAAAAUGCUAGCCGUGUAAUGCAUCAUGCUUAUCAUGUAUUAAUAAUACUUCAUGUUCUACAUGUGCUGAUGAUAAUUAUUUAAAUCCUUUAACUUAAUUUUGCUCACCUUGCUCCGCUAACUGUAGAACUUGUGUUAAUAAUGCUGAUACUUGUACAUCCUGUAUUAAGGGCUAAUAUUUAAAUACUGAUACUAAUAGAUAAAAAUGCGUUAUUUCUUGUUAAUAAAAUUAAUAUGCAGAUGCUUUAAGGACAUGCUAAUAAUGCAAUGCGACUUGUCUUACAUGUUAAAAUGCUAUUUCGUGUAACACAUGUAAUGCGGGAUAUUAUAUAAACACAAGGAGUAAUUUAUGUGAAAAAUGUGAUGAUAAUUGUCAAACAUGUGAAAAUGGAAUAGUAAAUAAUUAAUGUAUUACAUGUAAUAAUAAUUAAGUUCUUUUAUAAACUAAAAAAUGUGUCGAUAAUUGCGAUAAUAAAUAAUAUGAGGAUUUAAAUAAAAAUUGUUAGUAAUGUGAUCCUACGUGUCUUACUUGUUCGAAUUCUAAUACAUGUGAUACUUGUGAGGAAGGAUCAUACUUAAAAAGAAGUACAUAAAAAUGCGAAUUAUGUGACUUAAAUUGUAAGACGUGUAUAGAAAAGGGCAAAUGUGUAUCUUGUAAAUAGAAUUAUUUUCUAACCUAAGAUUAAUAAUGUAAACUUGAAUGUGAUUAUCUUUUUUCCCGAUUCUUAAGGAAAUUGUUAACCAUGUGAUUCUAAUUGUUUAAAUUGUAAACAAUUUAAUUAAUGUACAGAAUGCUUUUAGGGACUCUAUUUAUUUAAUGGAUUUUGUAGUAAUGAAAUUUAUUGCUAAGAGAAUACUUACUUAGACCAAAAUGAGUGCAAAACAGAAUGUCCUUAAAAUAAAUUUAAAAAUCUAGAGACUAAUACAUGCGAUCCUUGCCAUUUCUCAUGCAAAAGAUGCACGGAAGCAGGCAAUAUUAAAUGCUUGGAGUGCGAAAAUGGACUUGCUUUGAAUGAAGAUGGUAAAUGUGAGAAAAAAGUAUAAGAAACAAAUGCGACUACUAGUAAGUUGAUGUUUAAAGUAUAUCUUGUAGUUACUAUAUAUAUAUUAAUCGCCUGUAUAAUUUGCCAUUUUUUAGAUUAUAAAUCCUAUUUUAGAAAUAGGAAAGUGAAAAAUUUCGAAGAAGAAGAUUGCAAACCGAAAAUAGAAAAAUCUUAAUUGGAACGCGUAAAAGACCAUAUUGCUGCAAUAUAAAUGCAGAAGAAAAUGUAAACAAAGAAAAUUAAAGGUAAAGGCUAAGGUCUAAAUCAGAUAUUCAAAAAGCAAAUUAAUAAAUAGAAUAAAUAGACAUAAAAUCACAAAAGAAUAAUAAUAAAAUUAAUAGAAAUCCAAGAAAAUAAAGUAAUUAUAUAAGUUAAAGUUAAGCUUGCCCUGAUUAAAAUACUUAAAAUAUGUCUGAAUUUAAAAAUUUUAUCGAUAAAUAGAUUAUAUAAAAUAAUAAGAAUAAGAAAAACAAUACAAAUGUUAUUUUAUUUAAUGAUAUUUAAAAUGAAAAUAAUAAUAUAAAUAAAGUUAAUAGAAUAAAUAUAAAUCAUAAUUAUUAUUAAUAUGACUAGAAAUUAUAUUUUACAAUUAUUGCGAAUGAAUUUUUGGAAAUGUAUUUAAUAUAAGACUAUACACGAAAUUCUUUAAUUAGGGCUUUAUUAAUGUAUUUUAAAUAAUGCUUAUUUAUGCUAGUUUGCUUUUAUUAUAAUAUGA
This is a messenger RNA of Ichthyophthirius multifiliis, 3201 nucleotides long. RefSeq lists its product as hypothetical. The record is from RefSeq and is a predicted model, not a curated record. The transcript has 3 exons. NCBI's taxonomy places the organism in Eukaryota, Ciliophora, Oligohymenophorea, Hymenostomatida.